This is a messenger RNA of Anopheles stephensi (Asian malaria mosquito), 1349 nucleotides long. Its product is annotated as mpv17-like protein. Gene Ontology annotation, cellular component: cytoplasm; membrane. NCBI's taxonomy places the organism in Eukaryota, Metazoa, Arthropoda, Insecta, Diptera, Culicidae. The coding region runs from base 643 to 1200 and encodes 185 amino acids. The record is from RefSeq and is a predicted model, not a curated record. The transcript has 6 exons.
CGCCAAAAUCGCAGCAAGCACAAUAAACACCAACACACACGCAUCCACCAACUGUCAUCGGGCACAGCGAAUCUCAGCUGUCAGUUGGGACUUUCCGUUCCGUUUCAUAAUCCCGUGGCUGCGGGCGGUACAUUUUGCGUUCCACAACACGGUCCGUGGAAUUCGGGACACAUCCAUCGGUUCCGUGUUUCCUUUUUGCUGGAGGUUCCGGUACGAACGGAAGAUUGUUCUCCCUGCGCGUGUGUGUUUGUGUGUGUCUUUCGUUUUGUGUGGAAGUGAUUCUUUGUGCUUCGCUUGCUCCUCACGACCAUCCCGGUGGGUACGCGACCGCGUAAAACGUACCAGUCAGCCAGGCCGGACCAAAAGCCGUGACGCCCACUCCUUGCGAACGUACGUUUCGAGCAUCCUAGUGGUGUUCGGAGGCGUAAGACUGACAGUUGUCAUGCUUCAGAAUCACUUUGUAUAGAGCUCGAAAUACGAAACAGAGUUGAUUGGAGUAAACAAGAACACGAUCUCCAGAACUCAAAACUCCAGUUUUGCGGCUGUAUUCACACAUCGGAAGACACAUAGUUUUGUUCUUUUGUUUUUAGAAUCUCGCGCAUUAAACUCGACCCUCGCCUCACCCCCCCGGAGGACAACAACAUGUGGUGGAAGUUCAUCGUAGAGGUGACCAAUGAGUACAAGAUUCUGCGUGGCAUGAUAUCGUACUCGGCGCUCUGGCCCAUCGGAUGUCUCAUUCAGCAAACGUUCGAGGGUAAGCGGCUGAAAAACUAUGACUGGGAGCGUUGUCUUCGUUACAGCCUGUACGGCACGUUCGUGUCCGCCCCCAUGCUCUACACGUGGAUGCGCUGUGCCAACAUCAUGUGGCCCCGGACGGAUCUUCGGUCCUCGCUGGCGAAAGCGUUCACCGAACAGGGUGCGUACGACCCGUUCGCCAUCGUGCUGUUCUUCUACGGCAUGAGCAUCCUGGAGCGUCGAUCCCAGAGGGAAGCGGGCGAUGAGGUUCGGGCGAAGUUCUGGGACACUUACAAGGUGGGCUUCUUCUACUGGCCGGUGGUGCAGACGUUGAACUUUUCGCUCGUUAGACCUAAGAACCAGAUUGUCAUUGCCGGGUUCUUCAGCCUCAUCUGGACGACGUUUCUGGCGUACUCGAAGUCGAGUCAAAAGCAGCAACCGAUGGCUAUUGUACAGGCGGCGUAGACAAGGUGGCGUAACGUUUGAACUGUAGAUGUGAUGAACAGUGUUAGACCAGUUUAUAGGUUGAUUAUGUUCGAAAAAAAAAAGUUUGUAUAAAUUAUGUCCCUGACGAAUGGUGCUAAUAAAUAGGUAGUCCAUAUAUGUAUCUUCUA